Molecule: messenger RNA, 2907 nt
Organism: Coturnix japonica (Japanese quail)
Lineage: Eukaryota; Metazoa; Chordata; Aves; Galliformes; Phasianidae
Gene: PWWP3A
Product: PWWP domain containing 3A, DNA repair factor
Source: RefSeq, a predicted model, not a curated record
UAUGGGGGCACGGCAGCGCAUGCGCAGAGGGAGGCGCGGUGUGUGAGGAGAAGGCGGCGGCGUCCCUUCCCUCAGAGCGGGGAGGGUCGGCUCCUCCAUCCCGGUCCUUUAAGGCCGAAAUUGCGGCCUUUCCCAUCCCUCAAGGCCGGGAUUUGUUACCCCAGGAACGUUGGUGCCCCCUUUGGAGUUAAAGUGCCUCGUGAUGGCGGUUGCGCGUUAAUCGAGUGCUGCGUUACCCCCUGUGAGGGCCUAAAGGAGGAGGGAGGAGCUGAACGAGUUGUGGUCAUGGUUGAUUCCUUCUCCUUUAGAGCUCCCAGGGCUUCUCCUUUGUGCUGUGUGAGGAGCUGACAUGGCCAGCGGGGGGUACGUCCUGUAUAGAUGGAAGGAGAGGCUGUGGCCGGCCAAGGUUUUGCCAAAGGCUGGGCUUGCUGAGGAACCACCUAUAGCCAACGCGCAGGAGACGCUGGAGAUUGAAAUAAUAGGCCUAAAAGAAAGGGUCAGUGUGAAGCAGGAGGAUGCUGUGCCCCUGGAGGAAGCACGCAUUGAGGACAUCGUCUCUAACUUAAGUGAGAAAGUGGAUCCCAUUGAGGCCGUGGAAGAACUGAAGUAUCGCUGUGCUCUUAAAUAUGCCUUGGAUUCUUUGAAAGAAGACGUAGCAACCUUAGAAGUGUCACCUUCAAAAGAGGGACCGAGUACUCGGUUAUCACAAGCAAACAGUGCCAGGUCUCUCUCAUCUUCCCCCUUAACCCGUUGCCAGUCACUCUCUAAGGAACAGUUGGAGUCUGAGAGCCUCAAUAGGAAAAGGAAACAGAGAAAUAGCCCUGAUUUGAGGACUGAGAAGAAGAAACAAAACCUGGGAUGUUCUUUAAGUCUGGAGGAGAGACCUGGAGUAAAUGAAAAUGGAACAAACCCAUCAAAAUGUGGUAAUGGGGACUUGUGCAAUACAUCAAAGUCAGGCAGUGAAAACUGCAUGGCAAUGGGAUCACCAAUGGCAUUAAGAGGGAAAAAACCAGAGCCCAAAGUGUUGAAAAAGUCCCUAACGAGUAAUAAACCCUCACUGAAGCUAAAGGAGGAAAGGAAUAAGCAAGGAAGGGAAAGAGCGAGAGGUGCAGGAUCACCUGGCUCACUUACAAAUGGUUCCUCCAAAGGCCAAGGACAGACUCCUGCUGGGGGUGCUGCUCUGUCUGCAGCCUGCAGCUCUGUGCUAUCUGAGAGGAGCAGGAUGAGCACCAGGCAGCAACCCAAAGGGAUGGCACUGCGCUCAGCUUCCAAGAGUGCCUCCGUGUUGGAGAAGAACACUGGGAGUGAGAGUAGAAAUGUAGGAAAACAGACGAGGAAUCUGAAAGGACUGAAAGGAGAACAAGAGACCAACACGACCACGUCCUCGUGCAGAGAAAGGGAGUGCACAAACAGCCCUGAGUCCUCAGCUGGCCUGUCUGACUGCACAGUGCUGUCUGAUGGUGUUCUUUCUCAGCUGCAAGAGGAGAAUGAGGACGAGCCACCUGUGGUUAUGGACAAAGCAAAGGAGUUCCAUCUGCCUGACUUUGAGGAAGAGGAAGGACUGAAGCCCUCUGGGCUCUCUUCUGAGAGGACGCUCUCUGAGAAGCUGUCCCACCUCUCAGAUCUGGUAGAUGAUGAUGAUGACGAUGAGGAAGAACUUCCCAGCAUUCUGUCCCAUCAAGAACCAGAAUCGAUUGACAAAGGGAUUUUGGUGUGGUGCAAGUGGCAAAAAUUCCCAUAUUUGCCAGCAGUGGUAACGAAUGUGAAGAGGAAAUACAGAAAAGCCUAUGUGCUCUUCAUAGAAGAGAACAUGAGUGACAAGAAUAAUAAAAGUUUAUCAGUAUCUCUUCGGAACCUGAAGCACUUUGACUGCAAGGAAAAGCAGGACCUGAUUGACCAAGCCAAAAAAGACUAUCGCCAAGAAAUUGAGUGGUGCAUCCAAUUGAUUUCUGACUAUCGCAUCAGAGUGGGUUGCCAUUCAUUUACAGGAUCCUUUCUGGAAUACUUUGCUGAUGAUAUCAGCUGCCCAGUUAAGAAGCAGUACCAGCUGAGCUCAGCCCAAAUGACCUUUCCCAGCAUAGCAGAGGAAGAUCUGGAGGAUUCAGUGUUAGAAACUUCACCUCAAAAACCCUCCAGGAAACUUCUGCCCGACAGAACAAGGGCUGCGAGAGAUAAAGCCAACCAAAAGAUCGUGGAGUUCAUUGUGAAGACCAAAGGAGCUGAGGAGCAUCUUCUGGCCAUUCUAAAGUGCAGGAAGGAAUCCAGGUGGAUGAAGGACUUUCUGAGUUCACGUCAACACGGAACCUGCAUCGAAACUUAUUUAGAGGACGAGGAGCAGCUGGAGCUGGUGGUGAAUUACUUGAAGGAAGUAGCGUAUCAUGAAAUAGACACAUCCAACCUCCAGCAACUGCUCGGGGAUGGAGUGAAGUUUAUUUCAGAUGUCCUUUUGCCUGAAGCCAUCAUUUACGCCAUAUCCGCCGUGGAUGAUAUAGACUACAAAGAGGCAGAAGAGAAAUACAUGAAAGGACCCUCUGUGAGCAAAAGGGAGAGAGAAGAGUUUGACGAAGAGAUCCUGGAGAGGAAAAGGCUUCAGGCUCAACCGGUGGCUGCAGACAGUGUGUGAAUGGCAGCGGGUUCUUUCCCAUUCCAUCCCAGCCUCUUAAAUCAUCUCUGUGUUACCACCAGGAGCUGUUAUACCUUCAGUCCUUGCUCUCAAUGCUGUGCUGCUGCUCCAUCCACUUCAUAUGGGCCUUAAUAUGGGCCUUAAUAUGGGCCUUAAUAUGGGCUCAGUGGGUGUGUGUGUGUGUUGGGGGGGGUAUUGUGCCCUAUGGAUGGGAUGGUGGCGAUGCUUUGCCUUUAUCUGUCAUUAAAGGUGUCAGGAAUAAAAGCGGUUCUGAGUGAUGCAAA